Molecule: messenger RNA, 3015 nt
Organism: Marmota monax (woodchuck)
Lineage: Eukaryota; Metazoa; Chordata; Mammalia; Rodentia; Sciuridae
Gene: Efcc1
Product: EF-hand and coiled-coil domain containing 1
Exons: 8
Coding region: 451-2292 (613 amino acids)
Molecular function (GO): calcium ion binding
Source: RefSeq, a predicted model, not a curated record
AUGUAGUGGCUUCCCUCCCCCGGGCUGUCCCUCACCUUGUCCCCUCUCCUGCUAAAUCCGUUUCCCCUUCUUUUCUAGUUCCCAGAUGGGGCUCUCUGCACCACCACGGCCGAGCGAGAAGAGUCUUUGGGGAGCUGGUGGCUGAACUUUUGGGGACAAACGUCUCCGCGCAGAGUGGAGGGUGGGGACCCAGCCACUCCGACCGCCCCCAAGUGGGAGGCAAAGAGCAGACGCUGGAAACGCCCCCGAGGGGCUGAGGACACGGGUGCGCCCGGGUCGCAGGGAUCGCUCCAAAGCAACUGAGGUCAACCCAGGGUUUCUGCGCAUCUGCCACUGGAUACGGUCCAACCAGACGGCCAUCGCCAAGCUCCUCCUUUCGGGAAACUCUGGGGCCGCCCCUGGAAGUGGCGGGGCGGAGGAACAGGAGCCAGGGAACCGAGGGCCGCCGCGAUGGAGCCGGCCGGCCCGAGCGCGGAGGAGGCUGGCGCGGAGGCCGCGGUUGGAGACCCGUAUCGGAGGCCGGCGCGGCGCACGCAAUGGCUGCUGAGCGCCCUGGCUCACCACUACGGCCUGGAUCGCGGCGUGGAGAACGAGAUCGUGGUGCUGGCCACCGGCCUGGACCAGUACCUGCAGGAGGUCUUCCACCACCUGGACUGCCGAGGCGCCGGUCGCCUUCCGCGCUCCGACUUCCGCGCGCUCUGCGCCGUUUUGGGGCUGCGCGCCGAGGGCGCCGCCUCCGGGGAGGCCACCGGGGAUGCGAUCCCUGGAGACUCCGGGGAUGGGACCUCCUCCGGGGAUGUGGCCGCUGCUGAUGGAGACGCGGACGCCCAGGAGGAGGCGCGUCUGGCGCUGCGCGCGGAGCCCCCGGAGCUCACCUUCCGCCAGUUCCACGCGCGCCUCUGCGGCUACUUUGGCACCCGCGCGGGUCCCCGGCUGCCCCGCGGAGCGCUCAGCGAACACAUCGAGACGCAGAUCCGCCUGCGCCGCCCGCGUCGCCGCCGCCGCCGCCAGCACCCGACCCGGGUGCAGGGUCCCGACGAGGGUGGCCCCGAGGGCCCGGAGGGCGAGCGCGUGGCGAGGCUGGAGGAGGAGAACAGCAGCCUCCGCGAGCUGGUGGAGGACCUGCGCGCCGCGCUGCAGAGCAGUGACGCCCGCUGUCUAGCGUUGCAGGUUGGCCUCUGGAAGAGCCAGGCAGGCGCGCACGAAGAGGGAUGCGGCAGGCCCGAGGCGGUGGCGCGGGAGCUGCGACAGGCGCAGGGAGCGCUGGCGGCGGCGGAGGCCCGCGCUGGGAGGCUGCAGCAGGGCCAGGCCGAGGUGCGGCGACGCGCAGAGGAGGCCCGGCAGGCGGUGCUGCGCAGCCUGAGCCGCGUGCGGGAGCUGGAGGCGCUGGCACAGCAGGUGCCCAGCUUGCAGCGCUGGGUGCAGCAGCUGGAGGCGGAGCUACAGCGCUACAGGUCACAGGGUCCCCAGCUGUCAACGCCCCCUCAAGGUAGCCCAGAGCCAGGAGUCAAGAGGGGUGGCCCUGAGGAGACUGGGACCAGAGUCACGGCCACCGCUCCAGAGCAAGGCUGGCAGUCAGACAGCAGAACCCUGGAUGAAGGUCCGUCCCCUGUGCCCAGUCUGGCUCUCAGGACACAGGACUCUCAAUUGGAUGAACACCUGUUCCGCUCCGUGGAGGGCCAGGCGGCCUCUGAUGAGGAGGAGGAAGAGGAGGAGACGUGGCGGAGGCAGAAGAGGCCACCAGAGGCCCGGGCCGAGUGGCCCUCCGGCUGUCAGGGCGGGUGGGACGAGCGGACAUCGAGGACCUGCCAAACCUCCUCGGGCCACUUUGGGGGCACGGACCACGCCUGCAGCCUGGGGGAGCUGGAGGCCCACAUCGAGAGGCUGGUGGGGCAGCUGCAGGCCCAGGGCUUCGGUGGGAAGGCCCUGGGGACACCCGUGGAGGAGGUAGAGUCCCAGAAGGGGGCGGAGGACGAACGCCUGAGGCUAGAGCUGCAAAUGGUGGAGACGGAGCGGGUGCGGCUGUCGCUGCUGGAGGAGAAGCUGGCCGACGUCCUGCAGCUCCUGCAGAGGCUCCUCGACCUGAAUGUCUCGAAAAGAGCCCUGGGGCAGAUCCUGCUGAGCACCCUGGACGCCUGGAGGAACCCAGCACAGGAAGGCACACCUGGGCCCUCGGCUAUGCUGGACGCCCUGCACCGAGCCCUGGCUGGCUGUGAGCUCCUGCAGAGGCCACCCCCAGGACAGGCCUCUCCAAACCCCGCUCUCGCCAACCCCCUUGUCCUCUCCUGCUGAGGUCACGGACACAGCCGGUGGGCACCACUGGUCAUCCUGACCGCCAUCCACCCGGCCUCCACGACCGGCCUCACCACAUCCAUCCAGCCUCCACGACCAGCCUCACCACGGUCACAUCGUCAGCACUCAGGAGGCCCUGAAGGCCACCCCUUCCUUGGGCCUUCCCCCACCUCCCUUCACAGUCCCUGACACCACAGUCCACAGUGAAGCCCUGCAGAGCUGGGCCCGGUGGCACCCACCUGUCCUCCCAGUGACUCGGGAGGCUGAGGCAGGAGGAUGGCAAGGUGGAGGCCAGCCUCAGCCAAAGCGAGGCCCUGAGCAACUCGGCGAGACCCUGUCUCUAAAUAAAAUAGAAAAAGGGCUGGGGACAGGGCUCAGGGGUGGAGGGCCCCUGAGUUCAACCCCCAGGGCCUGGCUAAGUGGCUGAGGCUGGCCUCCACCUUGUGAUCCUCCUGCCUCAGCCUCCUGAGCUGAGGAGGGGGAGAAAUAUUAGAAAUAAAAUAAUAAUAAAAAUAAUAAUAAUAUUAGAAAUGGAGACUGUCUCUGACACAUUCUAGUCAAGGAGCCAUGGUGGACAUGUUUCCAGAAACUUCCGUAACUAAGAAGCCAAGAGGAAGGUAUCUGGAUAGUAAAUCCCCCCCCCCCCCAGCGUCCACAUAAAGAAAAGAAAAUCAUGAGAAAAGAUUGAGUAAGACACAGUAAAAUAAAAAACCUUGAUUUUUA